Messenger RNA from Mustela lutreola (European mink), 934 nucleotides. RefSeq names its product protein FAM204A-like. The record is from RefSeq and is a predicted model, not a curated record. NCBI's taxonomy places the organism in Eukaryota, Metazoa, Chordata, Mammalia, Carnivora, Mustelidae.
GGGGUCUUAAGAUGGCGGCCGAGCGGCCGGCUCCUGAUGGAAGAAAAGAUGUGGAGUGGGCUGCUACCUCCUGGCCUAAAUGAAAGUGAUGUUGAGUUGAAUUCUGAAGAUGAAGCCCCAUUAGAGAACUCUGGACUUAACUUGCAGGAAGAUAAAGAAGAUGGGGCCAUUACAAAAACAGAGAUCUCAGAUGGCCAAACUGAUGGACCAAAACCUGGGGCAGAGGCAAAUGUAAAUGCAUACAAAGAGUGCCCCUCUGGAAUUCCCUUGAAUAUGUGGCAUAAAUUUCAAGAAUUGCAUAAAAAACAUGCUGAACAGAAAACCUCAACUUCAGGAUUCAGAAGGAAGAAAAGGAAACGCUCCAGGAAAGGUAAAUUGAAGAAUGAGGAAGAGACUCAUAGUGAACAGACCUCAAGUGAAAACCAGUGGAAGGAGCUUACUCAGUAUUUUGGAAUCAAUGAUAGGUUUGACCCCCCUGUUAAAAAGAAAAAAGUUGACAAGUCGGGCCUUGAAAAGAGCAUAGACCAGGCUGUGGGAGAGUGGAACAUCGAGAAGGCUGAGGAACUCAGCAACCAGCUAGCUACUCGGGAGCUUGGUGUAAAAAUUGCUAAGGCAGUUGCCUGCCACAACUUUGUAAAAGCCAAAAAGGAUGCUGAAAAUUCACAGGUUGCCCGAAAAAAGAAGAAACUUGCAUGGUUUGAAGCAAAGAAGAGAUGGGAAACCAAGAGCAACAUGGGAUAUAUGUAGCUUGCCACAAUUCCUCAAGACGUUGGAGUCUUGACUUGGGUUUUUGCUUGAGUCUCCAACUGCUCAAUUUACUGAAAAGAUUUUCCUGCUUAUGUUAACUAUGUCAGGAAACUGGUAGAAAUUGGAAAAAUAAGCAUAAAGUUUGGGAGUUGAUUAUUAAAUCUUUUCAAGUCUUUCUAAAAAAAAA